This is a messenger RNA of Danio aesculapii, 1933 nucleotides long. It is a transcript of the gene dram2b, whose product is annotated as DNA-damage regulated autophagy modulator 2b. Gene Ontology annotation, biological process: regulation of autophagy; photoreceptor cell maintenance. The record is from RefSeq and is a predicted model, not a curated record. The transcript has 8 exons. Bases 299 to 1117 code for a protein of 272 amino acids. Gene Ontology annotation, cellular component: lysosome. NCBI's taxonomy places the organism in Eukaryota, Metazoa, Chordata, Actinopteri, Cypriniformes, Danionidae.
CUAGAGCGGAAGUAUACGGUGAUAGUUGAUGUGUGACAAUAACGGAAGAAACAACAGCGAUAAUUUUGAGCAAUAAACGAUUUAAAGGGAUAUAUAAAGCAUUUAAACAUGAAACAGAACCCUUAACAGGAGAUAUAAAGUCAUUCAGAAGGGAUUUAAAAUGUUUCCGUUCGGACUGAGGGAUGAUUGACAGCAGAAGUGAAACAGGAACUCACCCAGAAUUCUCCCAUGAUGCUCUAAUCUGGUGAACAGAAGCAGCGUGGCUAGUUUCUGCUAGCGUUUAUCGGUGAGUUUGGUGAUGUGGUGGUUCCAGGAGGGUCUGUGUGUGCUGCCCGUGGCUCUGGUGGUCUGGACCGCCGCCACCUUCAUCUUCGCCUACAUCACGGCUGUUGUUCUGAGACAUGUCGACCCGCUGGUGCCCUACAUCAGUGACACCGGGACGGUCGCGCCGGAGAGAUGCGUGUUUGGAGUCAUGCUCAAUGUGUCAGCGUUCCUAGGUGUCGCCACGAUGUAUGUGCGCUAUAAGCAGCUACAGGCUCUGGCGGAUGUGGACGACACUCGUCUGAACCGGCUCAAUGUGGUCGGGUUUGUUUUGGGCUGCUGCAGCUCAUUCGGCAUGUGUGUCGUCGCUAACUUCCAGAAAACCACUCUGUUCUCCAUGCACCUGGUGGGCGCCAUUUUGACGUUUGGUAUCGGCGCUCUCUACGUUUUCAUCCAGACGGCUCUGUCGUACCUCAUGCAGCCUCACAUCCACAGCAAAACCAUGUUCUGGACGCGGCUGAGUGUUGGUAUCUGGACCCUCAGCAGCAUCAUCAGCAUGUUUGUGUCAUCUGUGAUCAUGUACAGCACUCUACCUGGGGUGGAGGUCAACAAGAAGCUGCACUGGACGCCUGGAGAACCCGGUUUCACGGCUCAUAUCGUGAGCACCAUCUCUGAAUGGUCCCUCGCGCUGUCCUUCAUCAGCUUCUUCCUCACCUACAUACGAGACUUUAAGAAGAUUAACCUGCGUGCUUCAGCCGAGCUUCAGAGCAACCAUCUGUACGAAUCGCAGCAUUACCGGCCCGUUUCUGCGCGAGGACCGACCGAGACGUCCCCACUGCUGACCGGGAGCAUCUGAUGACCACAACUGAACAGAAAAACUGAGAUUCUCCAGCAAAACACAGGGUUAAACAUAAAAACACUGGACUCACUGUGGAGAAACGCUCAAAAUUCAUAAUAACAUUCAUACAACCUUUACACAAUGCUUAAAAUCAUGUUAUAAAUCGUCAGGCGUUUGACUGCAGCUGUUUUACUGUUCUUGAUGUAAGAUAUGCUGAACAUUUGUUGCUGGAAACUGCCGAGAUGUUUCAUGUUCUAGAAAUGUACAUUGACAGACUGUGAUUCUCCAGCAGAGGGCAGCAACACACAGGGUUAAAGACAGAAACACUGUACAGACUGUGCAGAAGCUCUCAAACGUCUUACUAACUUUUAAACAACAUUCAUACAACUUUUACACAAUGCUUGAAAUUAUGUUAUGAUAUAUGCUGAACGUUUGUUGCUGGAAACUGCAGAUAUGUGGUAAUGUUUUACUAUCUGGUUGUAAUAAUGUAUUUACUAACAAUGAACAAUACCUUUAUUACUGUUCACUGAUCUUAGUUAACAUUAAUGAAAAUAAAGUUAGUUCAUGCUAACAAGUAUGAAUUUGGAUUUCAAGUAAAUGUUGAAUUAUGAUUAAUAAAUGCUGUAGAAGUAUUGUUCAAACUUAGAUCAGGUUAGUAAAUACAUUAACUAAUGAAACCUUAUUGUAAAGUGGGACCAUAUAGGUUUCUAUUCUUUGCUUUUUAAUAAUAUACAUUCAUUUAUGCCACAUUAAGUAUUGAAACUGUAUUAUAGUGGUUGACUUGUACGCAGAAAUAACACUUCAUACCUCUGGAAUAAAAUGAAAAGCUGUUAA